UCUCUCCUCACGCUACAUUGCACAUAAACUUAAAGCUCCCUCAUGGUUUGCUGGCACGACUUCAGAUAACCUGCUUUGACUCAGGGCUGGGACUGAAGGGUUAGGACCCAGGGUCAGGACCCAGGCCCAGGGUCCGUGCAGUACUGCGACCGUAGUUUCGGUAUAGGUAGGAGAUAUUCAUCUAACCCACGAGUGUAUAACCUGCCUAGAGCAUUUUGUGUAACCCGCCUCAUAGUCAGAUGCAAAGCCAAGAAAUUUGGAGAGGCGGCAAGAUCAGCUGGCCACAGCUGUGUGGAGAGAUGAGACUCAGAGGGAAGAGAGGGAAGAGAGUGAAGCAAGAGAGCUUUCAUUGAGAGUUUCGAGGGCCUUGGGUUUGCUUGCAUGAGGACAUCUCAGCGCGCCAGGAAAGGGGCACUCAGUAAAGGGGCACUCCUCGUCCACGGAAAGGAUGUCGAAACGGCUUUGGUCAGCGGCACUCCUGCUCAUCAUCUGCUGUCCUUUUGAGCUGGAUGCAAGAGAUGGCGGAGGCCUCGUGCUUCCAAACCUCAACACUUUUCAGCUUGUGGAUGCACCCGUGGCAGGAGAAUGUGACCCCCGGUUUGUGGAGAGGAAAGUGGUCGACGACGGGCGGGCCGUGUGUUUGAAACGAUGCCUCUGCUCGGGAGGGGAAUGUGCCAUAGAGGCCGGCUGUGAGGAUUUCUUGUGCCUGCCCCCUUUCCGGAGGGCGCCCGACAUGAGCAAGCGGUGCCUAGCGGACACGUCGUCGGGGGAGAACUGCACCGCGGGGGUGUUACGGAGGGUCCCUCUCGGGAGUGGCUUGGGCCAAUGUUUACAGGAGUGCGUCUGCCCACCGGGCUUGCCCUGCUCGUUUGCGCAACCGUGCGUCGGGUCUCUGUGCGACAGCGGAGCUGUUCCGCAGCAUGACGGGGUCACUUGGGAAUGUGCUCGUGCUGUCGGAAGCUUCGGGUCCACAGGAUGUGAGGAGGGAAGUUUUGGUGGCAGCGAGCAAAAUCGGGUCGCCGUGGCAAACGGGGUUUGCCAUUCGAGAUGCAAAUGCACAACGGAGGGGUGUUCGUAUGAUAACCAGGACUGCGCUCUCCUCAUAUGCAAUCAGGGUUACUACAGCUCAGGCUUGGAGUGUCGACCUAUAGACUCCACUCGCGGAGUCUUAUCUUUCACAGGCGUGUUCCUCGUUCUUGGUCUGAGCUGUUGCAUCGGGAUAGUAAUCGGGGGAGCUUUGCAUUUAAUGGAGUGGCCGUUUCGGAGAAGGCCCCUCUACCGGGUUGUCCCUGAGAGGGAGUGCGCUCUCUCUGCGUUUGUGGACGAUACUUAGGCCGGCUUCGACUUCCAGUUUCCAAGUUUCAAGAUUUUGUAAGACCGCGUCACUAGUCAAAAACUGUACAGUGCAAUCAACAUUGAAGGAGAUCAGGUUACGACAAGUUGGCCAAAAAUGGAAGGUCGCAUUUCGUUCGCCCUCCAGUGCAUGCUGCCCCUUGACUGUAAUGAGCU
Molecule: messenger RNA, 1509 nt
Organism: Klebsormidium nitens
Lineage: Eukaryota; Viridiplantae; Streptophyta; Klebsormidiophyceae; Klebsormidiales; Klebsormidiaceae
Source: the annotation of a GenBank genome assembly